Epinephelus lanceolatus (giant grouper) is the source of this 912-nucleotide messenger RNA. Lineage: Eukaryota; Metazoa; Chordata; Actinopteri; Perciformes; Serranidae. The record is from RefSeq and is a predicted model, not a curated record.
AUGGGAAAAAUCUACCAGGUCGUGGUGCAUGGAUUCAGAGGGGAGAAGGUGACCAUUGACCUGUGCAACACGGAGGAGCAGAUGAAGAGCAUCACGGUGCUGCAGCUUAAAGACAAGAUAUCAGAGAAGAUUCCCACGAACAAAGCAAAGCACGCCUGGCGUAAAACCACACCGUCUCCCUCCACCUCUGUGGCUGAUUGCGGGCCCCUGGGCAUCAAGAGAGGUACAGUAUGUGUUGACACAAAGAACAACAAAGCAUUUGAAAGGCUGUGCGUGCACGAGACAUGCACAUUGAUUUCUGCUCUCCCCUCUUCAGUGUAUGAACAGCAAGACGCUGCCGAGUGCUUUGAGAAGAUUUUAGGUCUGACCAGUCCUGAGGCAUCAAAGAUCUUUCGUGGACAGUUGACGCGCACGACUGAAUGUUCUACAUGUCUCAGUGAGACGAAAUCUGAUGGAGCGUUUUGGCAUCUUCCUCUUGAAUUGGUGGAGUCCUACAGUGAGGACUACAGCGUGGUGAAUGGUAUUGAGGAGUUUUUCCGAGAUUUGGAUCUCAGCGGAGAAAACCAGAUGUACUGUGACGAGUGUGAUGACAAAUCUGAUGCUAAGAUUAAAUGUGCAAUAAAGGAUCAUCCAGAGGUUUUGAUGCUGCUGCUGAAGAGGUUUGAGUUUGACUACCAAUACAUGGCAUAUGUAAAAAUCAACUGCACUGUGGCUGUGCCCUACACACUACAGAUACCUGGGAAUCAGACGUAUGAACUGUAUGCAGUUGUGGACCAUUCUGGAGAUCUUAGAAGUGGGCAUUACACAGCAACGAUCAAAUCUCAAGAUAAUGAUCAAUGGUAUAACUUCAGUGAUUCGAGGGUCACAUUGUGUGAUUACCAGCCAUUCCAGGUGGAUAACUUUAAAAAGUAA